Thamnophis sirtalis is the source of this 1646-nucleotide messenger RNA. The record is from RefSeq and is a predicted model, not a curated record. Lineage: Eukaryota; Metazoa; Chordata; Lepidosauria; Squamata; Natricidae.
UGGCGACCGCAAAGCGGCGUCCCCGCCAGCGCCCUGCAGGAGCUGCCGAGGGAGGCGAGUGCGGCGGCGGCCAUGGGGCGGAUCACGGAAGAAUUGGUGAGACAGCGGGCAGAGCAUAACAACUGUGAACUCUUCUCUUUGGAAGAAGUUUCCCUGCAUCAACAGGACAUAGAGAAAAUUGAACAUCUGGACAAAUGGUGCCGAAAUUUAAAAAUUCUCUAUCUCCAAAACAACUUGAUCUCCAAAAUUGAAAAUGUGAGCCGAUUGAAGAAACUUGAAUAUUUAAAUCUGGCUUUAAACAACAUUGAAAAAUUUGAAAAUUUGGAAGGUUGUGAAGAUCUGCAGAAGCUGGACCUGACAGCAAAUUUCAUUGGAGAAUUGUCUAGUGUCAAAACGCUGAAAAACAAUAUACAUCUCGAAGAGCUCUUCCUUGUAGGAAAUCCAUGCACUGAUUUCGAAGGCUAUAGGCAGUUCGUGGUUGCUACCCUACAACAACUCAGAUUUUUGGAUGGCAAAGAGAUAACGCGGUCAGAAAGGAUUCAGGCUUCCCAGAACUAUCCUGAGCUGGAAAGGAAAAUCCACGGGCAGGAGCAAACCUAUCUCCUGAAAAGAGAAGAAGAGAAAAAAGAGGCAGAAAGACGGAUGCAAGAAAAGCAGAAGGAAAGGAAGGAGAAGAAGAAGAAAGGACAGCAUCUGGGGUUUGAUCAACCACCACGCACAGAUAUGAAGACACCCACCAAAACAAAAAACAAAAACUUUCAUAACAAUGACUAUAACUUUUUCGCCUUUUUGAUUGUCUCGUUUGAAUGGCGUGGAGAUGUUGCUCAUCUCUAUGUGUCUGUUAUCGGCUCUUUUCCAAGUGAGGCACUCAUUGAUUCCAUGCAGUAUCCCAAAUGCCAAACUGCUAAAGAUGUGGUCGUAACAAGCCAAAAAGCAUCCAUUUCUGAGAAAACAUUUGAUCCCAGGAAACUGCAAAGAAAUCUAAGAAGACACGAGGGUCUGGAGAAGUUGGAAGUGGAUCCUACCAAAUAUUCCUUCCCUGACGUGACAAAUAUUGUCCAUAAAAGGGAUCGGGUAGGGCAAGGACCUUUCAGACUUCAGCAGCCCAAAGUUACGGACGCCGAGAAUUUGAGCUUUGAAGACAACCCAGAAGUUCCACCUUUAAUUUAAAGAACGGAUGCGGAGAUAGCUUCUUUCGUGGUUAGAACAUCAUGAUGGUCCAUAACCUCUAUCUGAUAUUCUUGUGUACACACACACAUAUAUACCUAUUUACUAUUCUCCUCUCCUUGCCAAAAUCUGUGUCCAACUCUGUUAAAAAGUAUGUCAGAUCAGGAUAAUUUGCAUCCUGUUUUACAAGUUUCUUUUCUUCCAGCCCAGUUUGAGUAUGAAUUGUUGUUGGCACGAGGGCAUCUAUCGUAAUAGUUCUUGGCUUCAACUUGGCAAACAACCUGGGAUUAAAGCCCUGCUCCUUUCACAUUAAAAAGGAAUGCGGCUUCGAUUAUUGAUCAGUUGCACCCAGGGGUGAAAUCUACUUACCUUCGCUGCUGGUUCGCAAAUGUGGAGUGUGUGAAAUCCUGCUUUCUAGCUAAUAUGAAUCGCACGUCACAGCUGAUCGUCGGAAAUACCGCUAGUAUUUUUUUUUUUAC